AUGAGGCUGCUUCUGAUCAUUCUGCCAUCGCUUUUCUACGCUGCUACAAAGCCUCCUCUGAUCCACUCCCAGUGGGAUGGGCACAUGUGUCCCUUGGGGCAGUUUCCCUGCGGAAACCUCUCCGUCUGCCUGCCCCAGGCCCUGCACUGCAAUGGGGAGGAUGACUGCGGUAACGGAGCUGAUGAGGAGAACUGAGUGGAUGACAGCGGCUGGCUGCGGAUCUUGGGCAACGUGCUGGCUGCGAGGAGCAGCAGGAUGCCUGUGGAAGACGAGGGUGAUGCCUGCUGGCUGGAGCUCUUCCCAGAGUGGUGCUGGUGCUGGGGAAGGGCCGUAGACUGCACCGAGCAGGACCUCACCACUGUCCCCUGGGUCUCCUCCAACAUGACCAGGAUGGACCUGAAGAAAAAAAUCCAUUCUCUGCUGGGCAAUCAGUUUGCCAGGUACAGGAGUCUGAUGAAGCUGUUUUUGCAAAACAACAAGAUCUGGUUGAUCUCACCCAAAGCCUUUGCUGGACUUUCUCAGCUCAGAAUGUUCCUCAGCCACAACAGGAUCACGCAGCUGAAGCCCCGGGUUUUUGAGGACCUGCAUCGCCUUGAGUGGCUGAUGCUGGACAACAACAGGAUUGCCACAAUCAUCCCCACGACGUUUGCAGGGCUGAAGUUGCUGUAUUUCCUGUACAUGCUGAACAACUCUUUGACUCAGAUUCCCAACGCCUCCCUCUGCGUGGAGAUGCCGAAGCUCAGCUGGCUGGAGCUGGAAGGGAACAGGAUCCAGGCAGUGCACCGGGCUGUCUUCCAGGAGUGCCAUGACUUCACGGUGCUGAUCCUGCGCAGAAACAAGCUCAGGUGGAUCCAGGACGGGACGUUUUCCAGGCUGAACAGGCUGGUGGAGCUCGACCUGUCGUCCAACAGACUAGACCAGCUCCCCUCCUCUCUAUUUAAUGGCCUGGCUGAGCUCCAGCAGCUGAAUAUUUCCUACAACCCCCUGAGAGAGAUCUUCCCUGGCCAGUUUGAGAGCCUGCCCCAGCUACAGCCUCUGAGCUUGGAAGGGCUGGAGAUCCCCGACAUCCACAACCUGACCUUCCAGAAGCUGACCAACCUCUCCCACAUCUACUUCAAGAAGUUCCGGUACUGCAGCUACGUGCCCCACGUGCGCAGCUGCAAGCCCAACAGCGACGGCAUCUCCUCCUUCAAGAACCUCCUCGCCAACAUCAUCCUGCGCAUCUUCGUCUGGAUCAUCGCCUGCUUCAGCAACCUCUUUGUCAUCUGCAUGCGGUCCAUCAUUGUCACGGAGAACAGCCAGCACACCAUGGCCAUCAAGUCCCUGUGUUGCGCAGAUGGUCUGAUGGGCAUCUACCUCUUUGUCAUCGGAGCCUUCAACCUCAAGUUCGGCGAAUACAACAAGCACGCCCAGGGCUGGACGGGCAGCCUCCAGUGCCAGCUGGUGGGCAGCCUGGCCAUGCUGUCCUCCAAGGUGUCAGUCCUGCUGCUGACCUACAUGACCCUGGAGAAAUACUUCUCUGUUGUUUUCCCGUUCAGCCACCACAGAGUUGGCAAGAAGCAGCAGACCAUCUUGGUGCUAGCAGCCAUCUGGCUUCUGGGCUUCUCCCUCAGCAUCAUCCCCCUGUGGUGUAAGGAGACCUUUGGGAACUACUAUGGGAGGAACGGGGUGUGCUUCCCGCUGCAGUCUGACCUGGGCGAGCGGCCCAGUGCCCGGGGCUACUCCGCCACCAUCUACCUGGGCUUGAAUCUUGCAGCCUUCAUCACCAUCGUCUUUGCUUACUCUGGCAUGUUUUACUCCAUCCGCAUCACUGCGUCCAAGACAGUGGAGAGAGGCGUCUGCUCCCGGGAAGUCACCAUCGCAAAGCGGUUCUUCUUCAUCGUCUUCACUGAUGCUCUCUGCUGGAUACCCAUCUGCCUCCUCAAGCUGCUCUCCCUGCUGCAGGUGGAAAUACCAGGCACCAUCAUCUUUUGGGUGGUCAUCUUCAUCCUGCCCAUCAACAGCGCCCUGAAUCCCAUCCUCUACACCAUCACCACCGCCUCCUUGCAGGAGAAGGUGAAGGGCUGUUUGCAGAUGAAGCAGCUGGAGCUGCAUGAGUCCCGCAGGAGCUUUACGCCCGUGACACUACAGACCAGCAGCGCUUGA
Gavia stellata (red-throated loon) is the source of this 2145-nucleotide messenger RNA. RefSeq names its product relaxin receptor 1-like. The record is from RefSeq and is a predicted model, not a curated record. Lineage: Eukaryota; Metazoa; Chordata; Aves; Gaviiformes; Gaviidae. Gene Ontology annotation, cellular component: membrane. Gene Ontology annotation, biological process: G protein-coupled receptor signaling pathway. Gene Ontology annotation, molecular function: protein binding; G protein-coupled receptor activity.